Rhododendron vialii is the source of this 3005-nucleotide messenger RNA. Its product is annotated as G-type lectin S-receptor-like serine/threonine-protein kinase RKS1. Gene Ontology annotation, biological process: recognition of pollen; protein phosphorylation. Bases 101 to 2557 code for a protein of 818 amino acids. Lineage: Eukaryota; Viridiplantae; Streptophyta; Magnoliopsida; Ericales; Ericaceae. The transcript has 7 exons. The record is from RefSeq and is a predicted model, not a curated record. Gene Ontology annotation, molecular function: protein serine/threonine kinase activity; ATP binding.
AUCCUGCAUAUGGGAUUGACAAAUUGCCAGCCAAAUUUGACUCCGGCCUACUAUAUAAUAUCGAACAUGUUUUCUGUUCACUAGUGUACCUCAAUUCAAAAUGAUGAAUCCCAGAAAAUGGGUCUUCAUUUUACUGCUUCCAUUUAUUUUCUUCAGAUUUUGCACUUCCAUUGACACCAUAACACCAACCCAAACCAUCAAAGACGGCGAUGUUUUAGUGUCCAGCGGUGAAACCUUCGCACUCGGGUUUUUCAGUCCAGGAAAUUUCAGUCGCAGGUAUGUUGGAAUAUGGUAUAACAAAAUUACAGAGCAAACCGUUGUUUGGGUAGCCAAUAGGGACAGCCCAAUCAAUGGUACCACAGGAGUUCUAUACUUCAACCAGAAGGGAAACCUUGAAAUCUAUGACAAUACCCGAAAUCUUACCGUGUGGCACACAAAUAUAACUGUGGGCUCUUAUUCAGCUCGGCUCUUGGAUUCAGGGAACUUGGUGUUGUUCCAAGGAGAUAGUGGAAGUGGUGGUGUCGUUUGGCAAAGUUUUGAUCAUCCUACGAAUACCCUGUUGCCAAACAUGAAGCUUGGGCUGGACCGGAGGACCGGUCGCGAAUGGUUACUCACAACGUGGAAGUCGAGAGAUGACCCUGGUAUAGGAGAAUACUCCUAUCGGGUUGAACCGAGUGAGGUGCCCCAAUUAGUACUGUUCAAGGGCUCAACCCGAGUCUGGCGGAUACCCGCAUGGUUAGCACGGCAUUCAAGUGCUAAGCCUGAGGCCACGCCAAGUUUCAUAUUCAAUGGAACUUACGUUAACAAUCCCGAUGAAGUCUACUCGUUCUACACCCUGAUCAAUGAGUCGAACGUGGCGACAGUGUUCGUGGAUGAAUUGGGUUCUUUAAAACAGGUGACGUGGGUUGGCAAAUGGGUUGAGUUCUAUUCGGUCCCUAAAGACAUAUGCGAUGCUUACGGACGGUGUGGUGCGUAUGGUUAUUGCGACUCGAACAACGGGCGAGAGUUUCAGUGUACGUGCCUUCCCGGAUACGAGCCCAGGUCAACAGGGGAGUGGUAUUUGCGGGAUGCGUCGGGCGGGUGCAUCAAGAAGCGCGAAGAACUUUCUAUGUGUGGAAACGGAGAAGGAUUUGUGAAGGUUGCAUAUGCAAAGAUUCCAGAUACGUCCAAGGCACGUGCGCGGAUUGGCCUGAGCAUGCAUGAGUGCAAGGAGGAGUGCUUGAGAAACUGUUCUUGCUUGGCUUACACAAGUGAAGCAGAAGGAGGAGAGAGGGCGAACUGUUUCACUUGGCAUGAAAAUUUGAUGGAUGUGAGAAAGUUCACGAGAAGGUUUCCUAACGGGGGACUGGACUUGUAUGUACGGGUUGAUGCGGUUGAAUUAGCUCAACAUAAGGAAUCUAGAAGACUAAGCGGGAAGAUGGUGGCCGUCAUGGUAACAUCUGUUGUCUUGGCAUCAGUCCUAAUAAUCUCCUUAGUUUGUUGGUUGGUGAUGAAGAAGCGAAGAAGAGGGAAAGACAUACAAGAAAGUGAUGAUGAGAACGUAGAAUUGCCCAUCUUUGAUAUGGUCACCAUUGCAGGGGCAACUAACAACUUUUCUGAAACAAAUAAAAUUGGAGAAGGGGGCUUCGGCUCCGUUUACAAGGGGCAUCUAUCAACUGGAAAAAAUAUAGCUGUCAAGCGGCUUUCGACAGACUCCAAACAAGGUCUUAAGGAAUUCAAAAACGAGGUUAUUUUGAUCGCCAAACUUCAGCACCGUAAUCUAGUUAGGCUUUUGGGAUGUUGCAUCCGCGGAGAAGAAAGAAUGCUAGUUUACGAGUACAUGCCAAAUGGAAGCUUGGAUUCCUUCAUUUUUGUCGCAGAAAUAACACGAAGCAAAUUGCUCACAUGGAGUAGGCGGUUGGAUAUCAUUGUUGGGAUUGCUCGAGGGGUUCUUUAUCUUCAUCAAGAUUCGAGGUUGAGAGUCAUUCAUAGGGAUCUCAAAGCCAGCAAUGUGCUACUUGAUAGUGAGAUGAAUCCUAAAAUUUCAGAUUUUGGCUUGGCUAGGGCUUUUGGUGGUGAUCAGUCAUCGGCAAAAACAAAAAGGGUGGUCGGAACUUAUGGUUACAUGGCUCCCGAAUAUGCUUUUGAUGGCAUAUUUUCAACAAAAUCAGAUAUUUUUAGCUUUGGAGUUAUAGUUUUGGAGAUAAUUAGUGGCAAAAGGAACAGAAAAUUCCAUCAUGCAGACCAUGAUCUAAACCUUCUUGGACAUGCAUGGAAACUUUGGUUUGAUGGAAAGGCUUCUGAGUUAAUAGAUCCAUUGAUGGAAGGUUCAAUUUCAACGUCUAAGGUGUUGAGAUGCAUACAGAUUGGUCUCCUAUGCGUGCAGAAAUGCCCUGAAGACAGACCAGCUAUGUCAUCUGUAGUAUUAAUGUUGGUUUCAGAUACUAUAAUUUUAUCACAACCCAAGCAACCCGGAUUUUAUAUUGAUAGGAGUCCCGAAGAGAUGCAUGAACAUUCGCCGGCUCGAAGUUCUCCUAGCAUCAAUGAAGUGACCAUGACUCACCUAGAUGCGCGCUAAAAUAUUUUUGAUAUGGAGAAGGAUAACUUGGGAUGAAGUCGACAGAAUGCGUUCGAUCCAUUGGGAUUAGCCUUUAUUAUUUAGCCCCACUGUAUUACAUAAACCAAGCUAAUAUUUACUUAUUGUUUUGGCCUCCCUAAAAUGUUACCGGAUAAAAUUCCGACACCCAAAAUGCCCAGAAUUUUUGAAACCAAGCUUCACAAAAUGUUGCUGCCAACCGAAUGCCCAAGAUGAAAAUGUAGACGCCCCGCAUGGCAAUGUAGAAGCCCACAAGACUAAAUUUUCUGGGUCUGUUCCUGUUUACAAGUGUUGUUUCUUUUUCUUUUUUUCUGAAUAGAUCAUAAGAGGUACAGAAGUGUUGCUGACAAGUGUUGUUUCAAGAUUGGGAAAAGCUGUAAGCGUUGAAUUGUGAUAAACUAAAUGAGAGUAUUAGAAAGUCCUUUCCGUA